AUGGCUGAGAGUGUUGUAGGCUUUCUAAUUAAGCAGCUUUCCACCUUACUUUCCCAAGAGAGCACGCUUUUGGGAGGACUUCGACCAGAUGUUCAGUCCAUCAAAGAUGAACUCGGGAGCAUGAAGGCUUUCCUUAGACAAGCUGAAGCAAAGAAGGACAAUGACUCUCAACUCCAAGAAUGGGUCAAGCAGGUUCGAGAAGUUGCUUAUGAUACAGAGGAUGUUCUCGACGAUUUUGCUUUCCGCUUUGCUCGUGGUGACGCAAAUGGAUUCUGUGGCCGCGUUGGAAAGAUCUACAACUCAAUAAAGAAUCUAAAAGCCCGCCAUCGGAUUUCUUUGGAGAUAAAAGAUAUCAAGGCCAGAGUUGUAGAGAUUUCUGCAAGGCAUCAGAGGUACCAGUCCAUAUAUGGUACUCAAGAAAUAGGACACAGCACAUCCCACCUGGCAAACGCAAAUUGUGAUAUUCAUGAUCAAGCACUCCUAAUUGAUGAAGCUAAGCUUGUUGGCAUCGAUCUGCCCAAAAAAGAGCUCAUCUCCAAAAUCCUUGAUGACCAUUCCCACUUGAAACUAGUUUCAGUGGUCGCGACCGCGACUGCGACCACGACUUUGAACCAUGGUAAGACCACCCUAGUGAAAAAAGUUUAUGAUGAUGCUGCAGUGAAGAAACAAUUUCAGAGCCAUGCUUGGAUAACUCUCUCCCAGCAUUUUCAGUUCAAUGUCAUCAUCAAGGACUUGAUUCAACAAUUGUACGAGGAAAUCAGACAGCCAGUCCCUCCACAAGUGGAAUCCAUGAAUGGUAUUAGGCUGAGUGAAUUUGUCAGAGACUUCCUCAAAGAAAGAAGGUACAUCCUUGUCCUUGAUGAUGUGUGGAGUCUAAAUGCUUGGGAAACUAUCAAAUAUGUAUUGCCUGACUGCAAUACUGCUAGUCGUGUUGUAUUGACAACACGAAUAGCUGAUGUAGCUUCUGCUUCUUGUUUGGAAUCCUAUGGCUUUGUCCAUGAGAUGAAGCCCCUCUCUUAUGAAGAUUCUUGGACCCUUUUUUGCAAUAGAACAUUUCAGAGUAAUGAUUGCCCUUCAAAUCUAGAAGAAAUUUCUAGAAAAAUACUGAAAAAAUGUGAGGGGCUACCGCUUGGAAUUGUUGUAAUUGGUGGUGUUUUGGCUUUGAAGGAUAAGGACAAGAUAGAUGAAUGGGAGAUGAUACUUCGUGGUUUUGGUGGCGAGGUAGAUGGUAGCAGUAAGUUUGAAAGAAUUAGAAGGAUACUCUUACUUAGUUACAAUGAUUUGCCUCAUCAUCUCAAAAGCUGCUUAUUAUAUCUAAGCAUCUAUCCUGAAGAUUAUCCAAUUAGGAAUGUCGAUAAUUUACUUCAUAAAUGGAUAGCACUAGGAUUUAUAGAAGAGGAAGAAGGAGUGAUAGCCAGUGACAUUGCUACGAGAUAUCUAAAAGAACUCAUCAACAGAAACUUAAUCCAAGUUAAAGACACGUGGGAUGAUGGUGAAUUGAAGGAAUGUGGUCUUCAUGAUUUUCUGCGAGAAAUCAUUGUUUCAAAAUCUAAAGAGCAGUGCUUCACAGCCAUAGCCACUGGAUAUUGCACAAGAUGGCCUGACAAAGUUCGACACCUAGCAAUCCAUGACUUCACUGAUAAUCCUUCACAAGGCUUCAACAGCUUAAAGUGUCUUCGGUCCGUGGAAACAUUUGGGUAUGAAGAUCCUCUCACAACUUCAUUUUUGUCCAAGUUUUUAAGUGGUGGUCCCAAGUUCCUAAAGGUUUUAAAUUUAGUAGGAGCUGAACUAGACAACAUCCCAAAGGAAGUUUUCAAAUUAUUUCAUCUCAAGUUUCUAGAUCUAAGUUACACCAGAGUUAAAAUUAUUCCAAAAUCUAUUGGGCAGCUUCAAAACCUAGAAUCUUUAAAUCUGGGUGGAACCACUAUAACAGAGUUGCCUGUGGAAGUUCUAAAGCUAAGAAAACUCUGUUCCCUUAUCAUAGGCGGAGAGGGUGAUUAUUCAAACAACUUUACCAUUAGGGGCUUUAAAUCUCCAGAUGGAAUUGGAAAGCUUACCUCCUUGGAGAGUCUGGGAAGUAUAGAAGCAGACAGUGAUAAAAUAGUGAGGGAGAUUGGAAAGCUUAUUCGGUUGCGGGAUUUAUCCAUCACAAUGCUAAGAAGAGAAGAUGGAAAAGAGUUGCUCUGCUCCCUCUUGAGGCUGACCAACCUUCGGCAGUUAUGCAUUUACUCUAUUAACGAAGAGGAGACCCUUGAUCUCCAACAUUCCGUCCCUCCAAGAUUUGGAUUUCUUGCAAGGCUGUUGUUGCAUGGGCGUUUAGAGAGAGUACCAAAAUGGGUAAUAUCACUUCAAUCCUUGAGCCGUUUAGUCUUGAUGAAUAGUGAGUUGAGUGGAGAUGAGAAUGCAAUAGACUGUCUUGGACAUUUACCCAAUCUAGUAUCGCUAACUUUCCAUCGUGCUUAUGAAGGGGAGACACUGUGUUUCAAGACUGGGCGAUUCCAAAAACUCCAGAGAUUAGACCUUGGGCAAUUAAAAAGACUGAGAUGGGUAAGAAUGGAAGAGGAAUCGAUGUCUAGUCUUCAAGAGUUUGUUAUUGCUGGUUGCAAGCUUAUGGAGGGCCUGCCUUUGGGCCUCCGAAACUUGACUGAGCUUCAAAUUUUUUUGCUGCUUGAUAUGUCUGAUGAGCUAAUUCACAAAGUACAGAAUUUGGAUAAACACAGUGAAAAUUAUCAAACAAUUUCUCGUAUCCCUCGAGUUUGCACUGGACACUGGAUGAAUAGUGAAUGGAAAACAGAGUUCCUCUGA
Molecule: messenger RNA, 2805 nt
Organism: Coffea eugenioides
Lineage: Eukaryota; Viridiplantae; Streptophyta; Magnoliopsida; Gentianales; Rubiaceae
Product: disease resistance protein RPM1-like
Exons: 2
Coding region: 1-2805 (934 amino acids)
Biological process (GO): defense response to other organism
Molecular function (GO): protein binding; ADP binding
Source: RefSeq, a predicted model, not a curated record